Molecule: messenger RNA, 1538 nt
Organism: Notothenia coriiceps (black rockcod)
Lineage: Eukaryota; Metazoa; Chordata; Actinopteri; Perciformes; Nototheniidae
Product: supervillin-like
Exons: 12
Coding region: 114-1538 (474 amino acids)
Biological process (GO): actin polymerization or depolymerization; actin filament severing; barbed-end actin filament capping
Cellular component (GO): cytoplasm; actin cytoskeleton
Molecular function (GO): actin filament binding; phosphatidylinositol-4,5-bisphosphate binding
Source: RefSeq, a predicted model, not a curated record
GGCAGCCUCCUCCUCAGUUAUCAGUCCCAUCCUGUCACCGGUCUCCACCCAUACUCAAGAGCAGCGUGCCGGCUGUCAACAAACCACAAGAGGAAAUUGAGGCCAGACCGGACAUGGAAACGGAUAAGAAACUUGACAAGUUGGAGAGCUUCUUGGGACGUCUGAAUAGCAAAGUGGCCGGACUGCAGGAAACCACCAUCACAGUCACAGAGAUGGCAGUGAAGGAAGUGAUGAAGCUGGAUGACGAGAUCUUCUCCAAGUUCUACAGACGCGUCGCCGAACUCCCACGCAUGCCCACCAGGAUCGAGAUCAGUGAGGACUUUGACGCCAUCUUUGGCUCUCAGGGUCCAAAGUUGACGUUCGGCCAUGGUGCAAACCUCAUGCUGAUUAAAGAAAACUUCAGCAGCGUGAGUCUGCGCAGCGUCAACAUCUCCGAGCAGAUGUCCAACAACAGCGCCGUGCCGUACAAGAACCUCAUGCUGAUGCAGCUCAAAGGUCGUCGUCACAUUCAGACCAGAUUAGUGGAGCCCAGAGCCUCAUCGCUGAACAGCGGCGACUGCUUCCUGUUGGUCACUCCAGAUCACUGCUUCGUCUGGAUCGGAGAGUUCUCAAACGUUAUCGAGAAGUCGAAGGCGAAAGAUAUGGCCACCUUCAUCCAGACGAAGAAGGACAUGGGCUGCAGGGCGGUCCAGGUGCUGACCAUCGAGGAAGCAGCCAACCCUCAGGUUGCAGAGGCCCAGCAGUUCUGGACCGUCCUCGGAGGACAGACCGCCUACCAACCGGCCGGUCCACCAGAGGAAGAUGAGCAGUUUGAGAAUGCCAUUGUAGAAACAAACUGCAUCUUCAGACUGCUGGACGACAAGCUGGUUCCUGAUGAUGAAGAGUGGGGGAAGGUCCCUCGCAGCUCUCUGCUGGCCGCCAAGGAGGUGUUGGUGUUUGACUUCGGCAGUGAGGUGUACGUGUGGCACGGUAAAGAGGUGACUCUGGCUCAGAGGAAGGUCGCCUUCCAGCUCGCCAAACACCUCUGGAACGGGACGUUUGACUACACCUGCUGUGACGUCAACCCGCUGGACCCCGGGGGCUGCAACACACUCAUACCCAGGAAGGGCCAGGGCCGUCCUGAUUGGGCGGUAUUCGGCAGGCUGACAGAGCACAACGAGACCAUCUUGUUCAAGGAGAAGUUUAUGGACUGGACUGAAGCAAAGUCGCCGACACCAAAGGAAGGAGGCGGAGAGAUCGUACCUGAGCAGAAGGAGGCCCAGGGGCGAGAGUGCCGGCCUUACGACGCCACCCUGAUGCUCCCCGUCCUCGAGACGUCCAUCUCCACCAUCGUAGACGGGACGAAUGUGGGACGCGGCCACGGCCCGGUGGAGACGGAGGACCACAUGAGGAUUCAGGAGAUCACCACGGCCUCGGUGGACGUCUGGCACAUCCUGGAGUUCGACUACAGCCGCCUGCCACGCCAGAGCAUCGGCCAGUUCCACGAGGGAGACGCCUACGUGGUGAAGUGGAAGUACAUGGUCAACACCUCGGGUUAG